Molecule: messenger RNA, 207 nt
Organism: Penicillium angulare
Lineage: Eukaryota; Fungi; Ascomycota; Eurotiomycetes; Eurotiales; Aspergillaceae
Exons: 1
Coding region: 1-207 (68 amino acids)
Source: RefSeq, a predicted model, not a curated record
AUGGACGAUCUGCAGCAAUUCUAUGAUUUCUAUGCAAAAGGAAUCCAAAACCGAUGGGAAGAAGAUACACCCCCUGUUCGCCUUAGUCUUCCCGGAUAUGAAGAUAGUUUGGCUAAAACAAUUGUUGAACGCCUGGAGCAGGCAUGGCCUCCAGCACGCAAAAGAACAUCCGUUACUAUACUGAAAUUUGCGGCCGCCCCUUCGUGA